This is a messenger RNA of Meira miltonrushii, 1470 nucleotides long. Its product is annotated as AAA-domain-containing protein. The coding region runs from base 157 to 1266 and encodes 369 amino acids. Gene Ontology annotation, cellular component: mitochondrial outer membrane. The record is from RefSeq and is a predicted model, not a curated record. Lineage: Eukaryota; Fungi; Basidiomycota; Exobasidiomycetes; Exobasidiales; Brachybasidiaceae. Gene Ontology annotation, molecular function: ATP binding; ATP hydrolysis activity. The transcript has a single exon.
AAUCUACGAUCAUCUAAUUCACAACAAAGGAAGCGACUUUUUAGGGAACAACAAUCUAACCAAUCAUCACAAUCUCUUUCGCAAUUAUACAACAAACUUCUUAAACGCUGCUAUACAUUACCAAGCACUUUCACAAUGCGGGAGGUUUCCAAAAAGAUGGCUGCUGAUAUCGCAGUAUUUGCACUUAGUAAUGUUGCAUUUUACUUUGCAUUCAAAGCGAUCAUGCGUUCUCUUGAUCCUAAUAGACAAAAACGAGCAGAUGCAAAGAAGCAGAGCGAUGAAAAGUUACACCGUCUUGGCGUUCGAGGAGAAGCAUUGAAUUUGAACGAAUACGAAGAACAGAUUGCAAGCGAAUUGAUUCUACCUUCACAAAUCAAUGUUGACUUCAACUCAAUAGGUGGAUUGGAUGGCAUAAUAAGCUCUUUACAAGAAAGCGUGAUUGCACCUCUAUGUUAUCCCGAAUUGUUUGCUAAUGCAAACGGUCGAAAUGGCCUACUUGGAGCGCCAAAAGGAGUUUUGUUGUUCGGUCCGCCAGGUACAGGAAAGACUAUGCUGGCAAAAGCUUUAGCAAAAGAGAGUGGCGCAACAUUUAUUAAUAUGCACGUUUCAACCCUUACCAACAAAUGGUUUGGCGAAUCGAAUAAAUUGGUUGCUGCUUUAUUUAGCUUGGCACGAAAGUUGCAACCGAGUAUCAUCUUUAUCGACGAAAUCGAUAGCUUUUUAAGAGAGCGUGCAACUGGCGAUCAUGAAGUGACUGGAAUGAUGAAAGCGGAGUUUAUGACACUAUGGGAUGGACUAACAUCAUCAACGGAUCGAAUCAUGGUCUUAGGCGCGACUAAUCGACCUACAGAUAUCGAUGCAGCAAUCUUGCGAAGAAUGCCAAAGCGAUAUGCUGUCCGAUUACCUGAUCCUGAUCAAAGGCGCAAAAUAUUAGAGAUCAUGCUUGCUGACGUUCGAUUGGAUAAACAAUUCAGCAUUGAUGCGGUUGUCAAAAGGACAGAAGGUUUUAGCGGAAGUGAUCUCAAAGAAAUUUGCAGAGGAGCUGCAAUGCAACCUGUUCGUGAAUUCAUACGAAGCGCUGAAGGUAGAAAGCAAAUUGAAACUGUUUCAAAUAAUCGUAAAAACGAAAUGUCCGAUUCAGCACCACACGAUCCGAUCAUUCAAGGCAAAAGCGUAGAAACACGGCCUAUACGAAACACUGACUUCUUUGUCGUUGAGAGUGUUACGGACUCUAAUUCUCGUCAUGUUCAAGAGGCCCUCGAUUGAAGAAACAUCAAUUUCUUUAUAAUAGAAUGCAAGCGAGCUAUUGUAUACUAGAAAGAGUCUUAAUCAAUUUUUCUUACAAGUCUAGAUGAUGUGAUGCAAGCAUGAAUUGUGAAGUAUACAGGUCAGAAAGUGAAAAGUCUAUAGAGAUUGAUACAAGGUUAAAGAUAGAGAUAAUGUUGAUAUGCUGAAUAAUAUGUUGAAAUU